ACGACUACGACGAGUACGAUAAGGACGUCAUCGUGUCUCCGCGCUCUCGAGGGAUGGCGGAAAGCGAGGAUGCGGAGCAAGAAAUACGGAGGGCCCUGGAAGUCGUCCAGUCGAUGAUUGAUAUAUCGGCGGACCGACUCGAGGGCCUUAGGACCCAGUGCUCGACAAGCGCCGAGCUCACCCAACAGGAGAUCCGCACUCUCGAGGGCAAGCUAAUAAAACUUUACUCAAAGCAACUUGUCACCAAAGAGAAACUUGCUAUCGAAUCUCUACCAGUAGAAAUGAGACAAUAUCCGUCUUUACAACAAUGGCUGAGAGUUGUAGGUCUUACGCCAGAAUCCAUUCAGUUGGUUUGUUCGAAAGCCAGUUCUUUAGAGUCUUUGAAAGAAAAAUCAGAGCACGAGUUGGGAUCCAUACUGGGUGAAAGCAAUAUGAGACACGAGGAGGAGUUGCGCAGAUUAUGUAGAGCGCUUCACAAUCUUCGUCGAUAUAUGGACGUACUCGUCAGAGGUGAUAUGGAAAAUAACGAUAUGAAUUUAUACUGGGAUUCCUGGGAUAGACAUCAUGUGAGAAGCGGUGCAUCACCUCGACCCAUACGAUCACGUAUUACACGAAGUUCAGUACCUUCCGAAGACAGCAUUCCAUAUCACAAUAAUAAUAAUUUUAAUAGCGAAAUAUUGGCUCAAGCCUCGUCCGUUGUAUCUUUAUCAUCGUCUACUAGUCCACCGUCGACACCUUUAUUAUUGAAAGGUCAAGCGUUAGGACUAAAAUUUUCUACAACUCCACCUCCGUGUAAAAAGAAUCAAAGCGGGUCAGAUAAUCCAUUACAACCUGAAGUAUUUCCAUUGACAAAGUCGAAAUCUCAUGAAUCACAAUUGGCAAAUCGUCUUGAAAAGGGAGAAAUCACUCCUAGUACCACUACCGAGCAGCAAGUAACUUCUGUUAGUAGGAGAAGUCGUUUACCAACCGAACCUGGUUCAUACAGCGGUGCAGAUAAUAUUGGUGAUAAUUUGGUACCGACCAAUAACAGUCCUGUUAAAUCUCCACCUUAUUCAAGUGCGGAAAGCGAUGAUAAUAGUUUUAAAGGAACGGUGACGAGUCUUCAAGUGCCAAAGUCUCCUAGAACGCCCACGGUAACUCGUGGAAUGGGACACGUUAUUAAUCAUCGUUUCACGAAAACCUUCAAAAUGAUGACAACUUGUGAUUAUUGCGAUAAACAAAUGUUUAUUGGCACCGGUCUUAAGUGUAAAGAGUGCAAGUAUAAGUGUCACAGGGACUGCGAAUCCAAAGUACCACCAUCUUGUGGUUUACCUCAGGAACUUUUCGAUGAGUUUAAAAGAACUUUACAAGCUGAUAGUAUGGUAAAUGCGUCUCCAAUCUUAAACAAGCCAGGAAUCAUGUCACCGAAUCACCACAAUUCCAAUUUAUUAGCCUCUCUUAAUCGAAGAGAUAGAAAACGAUCUCACCCCCAUCCAUCCAUGAACAUAGCAUUUCAGAAACGUCGUAACGCCUCAUCCAGUUUUCAAAUUCACUUUUGGCAUACUAAAUAUACGUGCCGUUACCAGGGUGCAGACUCUAGUUCAAAUACCUCGAGUUGCAAUAGCUCGACACCUUCUAGUCCUGCAUUGAUACCUGUGAAUGUUGGCCAAAUUCCUCAGGUACCAGUCAAACAGCAAUUCCACUUUCCUGACAUUGCGCCUAAUGAUAAAGGUGUCACUCUAGAAACUCAUCGACUUGAGGGAACAGUUUCCAGCGACAGCGAUAGGACGGUGAGCGUUUCUGGAUCUGGGAGUGUGAGUACAGAUUCGGAGAGAACUCCAGUACGAGUGGAUUCUCAAGAUUCACAAGUAUCAGACGGAGAACCGGGCGAUAGUCGUUGGCCAAGGCAAAAUAGCUUAUCUAUGCGUGAGUGGGACAUUCCAUAUGAUGAACUAAAAAUUGGAGAACCUAUUGGUACUGGAAGAUUUGGUACCGUGUAUAGAGGCAAUUGGCAUGGAGAUGUAGCGAUUAAGGUUUUAAACAUGGACUAUUAUCUAGAUGAUGAUAAAACGUUGGAAGCAUUCAAAUUGGAGGUUGCAACAUUCCGUAAAACGAGGCAUGAAAAUUUAGUUUUAUUUAUGGGUGCUUGUAUGAAGCCUCCUCGCUUGGCAAUAGUUACUAGUAUGAGCAAGGGCAUGACUCUUUAUACUCAUAUUCAUUUACGUAAAGAUAAAUUUAAUAUGAAUAAAACUACGAUUAUUGCUCAGCAAAUAUCUCAGGGAAUGGGGUAUCUUCAUGCCCGUGGAAUUGUCCAUAAGGAUCUCAAAAGUAAGAAUAUAUUCUUAGAAAACGGAAAGGUUGUGAUAACUGAUUUUGGAUUGUUUAGUGUUACCAAGCUGUGUUACGGGAACAGAACGGGUAAUGGACUAAGUAUACCACCGGGAUGGCUGUGCUAUUUGGCUCCUGAAAUUGUAAGACGAUUAAGACCUCGACAUAAUAGAGAUCAAGAAGAGUUACCAUUUACAGAUUCAUCCGAUGUAUAUGCUUUUGGAACUGUUUGGUACGAACUUUUGUGCGGCGAGUGGCCAUUUAAAGGACAACCUCCCGAAGCCAUAAUUUGGCAGGUUGGCAAAGGAAUGAAGCAAACUUUAGCCAAUUUACAGGCCUCCCGUGACGUUAAGGAUAUUUUAAUGCUUUGUUGGUCGUAUCACCCGGAAAAUCGACCAGAUUUUGCAAAACUUUUAACAACGCUUGAAAAGCUACCUCGUAAAAGGCUGGCACGAAGCCCUUCGCAUCCCAUUCAUCUUUCACGUUCUGCGGAAUCAGUGUUUUAAAUACACUUAAAUUUAUUUAAAUACGACGCUGUUCUUGUAGUGUAUAUAUGUAGCAGUGUGAGUUAUCGCCUGAUUUUUGUUCUUAAAAAUAAAAUAAAAAUAAUCGAUAAUCGCUAAUUAUUUGUUCUACU
Messenger RNA from Ceratosolen solmsi marchali, 2944 nucleotides. RefSeq names its product kinase suppressor of ras (gene ksr). Gene Ontology annotation, molecular function: ATP binding; protein serine/threonine kinase activity. NCBI's taxonomy places the organism in Eukaryota, Metazoa, Arthropoda, Insecta, Hymenoptera, Agaonidae. The record is from RefSeq and is a predicted model, not a curated record. The transcript has 16 exons. Gene Ontology annotation, biological process: protein phosphorylation. The coding region runs from base 54 to 2813 and encodes 919 amino acids.